This is a messenger RNA of Dissoconium aciculare CBS 342.82, 696 nucleotides long. RefSeq lists its product as uncharacterized. The transcript has a single exon. The coding region runs from base 1 to 696 and encodes 231 amino acids. NCBI's taxonomy places the organism in Eukaryota, Fungi, Ascomycota, Dothideomycetes, Mycosphaerellales, Dissoconiaceae. The record is from RefSeq and is a predicted model, not a curated record.
AUGCACCAAUCAAUUUUCGCUGUACUCGCCACUGUGGCCAUUCUCGGUGAUGCUGCCGCCAUUGCACCCCCGGGCGACGCGGUUUCCAGAAUCACAACGACUACCAGUGUCCCACCAGGCGUCGCUGUCCCUCUACACAAAGCCCGGGACGACCUGUCGCAGCCAGCCGAUAACCAUUAUAUCCUCCCCAAGCUUGUUGGAAAACUAGACGAGAAUGGAAACUUCUUGAACGACACCACCGCCACAAACUCGACAGUUCCAUCUACACUUCAGGACGAUCCCGACUGCAAGGACAACUCAGCCACCGACAAAUCCCGCAAGCACCGUGGUUGCAAGCACAAGAAUGAUGAUCACAUGAAAGAGGAUGAUCAUAAGAACAACAGUGAUGAUCACAAGAACAAAGAUCUCGGAGACAAGCCUUUACGAGAGAUUGGCGAUUGUUUGGGCUCGGGAAAGGACAUGAUUGAACAAUGGUGUGAGUGCAUGGACAACUGCGACGCCGUGAGGGCGUAUUGGCGCGCUCUCAUCCAGGAGGGAAAAAACGCGAUCAAGGUGGGCUUUGCGGAGAAGGCAACGUUGUGGGAUGAUGUAUGUGCUUCCUUUACUGCGACUCACGCCACGCCAAUCUCCUUGGAGGUCGCCGAGAUGACAACGGGUUCCAAGGAAUGUGCUCCCCGUUCAUCCAAUGGAUGGUGA